Molecule: messenger RNA, 933 nt
Organism: Lachnellula hyalina
Lineage: Eukaryota; Fungi; Ascomycota; Leotiomycetes; Helotiales; Lachnaceae
Product: putative vacuolar amino acid transporter
Exons: 5
Coding region: 1-933 (310 amino acids)
Biological process (GO): basic amino acid transmembrane export from vacuole
Cellular component (GO): fungal-type vacuole membrane
Source: RefSeq, a predicted model, not a curated record
AUGUCCUCCGCAACGGCCUUAUCGGAAGCCCUAAUACCACAGGAAGCCUUAUCUGGGAUAUUUGGCAGUAUCAGUCUGGCUACAUGGAUCUUUCUUCUGGUGCCGCAACUGAUCUUGAAUUACAAGACGGGCAGGGCAGAUGGGAUUUCGUUGGCAUUUUUGAUCGUUUGGAUGGUAGGGGAUAUUACGAAUCUCUCUGGUGCGAUCUGGGCAGACCUUGUCCCUACCGUCAUUGCUCUUGCCAUCUACUUUUGCAUCGCUGACCUGGUACUUAUCUCCCAAUGUCUCUACUACAAUCACAUCAACGCCCAGCGCAGACAAUCAUCUGUCAUCUCCGAGCAUGAACCGCUCCUCACGCGCCAGUACUCCAACGACACCAUCGGUCUCCCUGGUUCUCACCGACGCCGUUCUUCUGCUCGUAGUGGCACAAGCCAGCACUCUGAAUCUCCACUGAGUAAGAUUUUGGAGGAGAAUGAAGAGGGGACGGGCAAUCAGUGGGUGAAGAAUAGUCUUAGUGUGCUGGGCGUCAUUGUUGUUGGGACUGCAGGGUGGGCUAUUGCGUGGCAAGCGGGCGUGUGGAAGCCGAGUCCUUUGGAUGCCGGUUUGGAGCCGGCGAAUGAGACGGCGCUGGGGGCGAAGAUUUUGGGGUAUACGAGUGCCGUUUGUUAUCUUGGGGCGAGGAUUCCACAGAUUGUAAAGAAUUACAAGGACAAGUCUUGUGAUGGACUUGCUCUACUCUUCUUUCUCUUAAGCUUGAUGGGCAAUGCUACUUACGGAGCUAGCAUCUUGUGCCAUUCCUUGGAGAGGGAUUACGUGAUGCUCAAUCUACCCUGGUUGAUUGGUUCGUUGGGAACAAUCGCCGAAGACGCAAUAAUCUUUGUCCAAUUUAGACUCUAUUCGACGAAGCAAACUACAGAAGCCGUUGUAGAAUAG